AUGGAUUCUAUGAGCGACAUGGAAACGAGCUGCAAGAUUUCGAUGCUUUGGAAUUGGCAUACGAUUGAUGCAUGCUUCAUUUCAAAUUCCUGGCACAUCCGAUCGACUGGCAAUUUCGCUGGCGCUUGCAUCGGCGCAAUCCUUCUCGUCGUUUGUCUCGAGUUCCUGCGUCGCCUCGGCCGAGAGUACGAUGCCUUCGUCGUACGCCGGGCCCGUCUGCGCGAAAUGUACUUGUCCGGUUCUGUCUCUGGCCUCACCAGCCAGACUACCCAAAACAGCCAUACAGUGAAGAUCACAGGCGACAACGGCGAUGCGUCUGACGGUGUCAUCACAUCAAUCCCAGAUAGUAACUCGAACGGAAAAGACUUGGGUCUCAACAGUGCCACAGUCGUUGCAGCUGCUAGCAGUAGCCAGUGCGAAAAUGGAAAGGCUACUACUACCUUGGGACCAUACCGUCCUUCUCUCGUUGAGCAACUGAUUCGCGCGUUGCUUCACACAAUGCAGUUUGCCGUCGCGUACAUUGUUAUGCUGUUAGCUAUGUACUUCAACGGGUACAUUAUCAUCUGCAUCUUCAUCGGCGCAUUCCUCGGCUCCUUCAUCUUUUCUUGGGAGCCGGUUACUUCUAACCAUGGGAACGAUGCUACUGCUGUGACCAAGUGCUGUGGCUAG
Messenger RNA from Penicillium taxi, 669 nucleotides. RefSeq names its product high-affinity Cu transporter CTR3. The record is from RefSeq and is a predicted model, not a curated record. The transcript has 4 exons. Bases 1 to 669 code for a protein of 222 amino acids. Gene Ontology annotation, cellular component: membrane. Gene Ontology annotation, biological process: copper ion transmembrane transport. NCBI's taxonomy places the organism in Eukaryota, Fungi, Ascomycota, Eurotiomycetes, Eurotiales, Aspergillaceae. Gene Ontology annotation, molecular function: copper ion transmembrane transporter activity.